AUGGUUGUCACAACAAGAAGAGCAGAGCAAACUCGAGCCGUUACCCCUGAAGGUCACGUACAAACAGUUCAACCUAGCUCCCCACCGUCCAUGCAUUCAGCCCCAGCUGAAGGAGUUGCCGGCGAGGCUCUUCCCUUGGUACUGCAGUCUGUUGGUCCACAGCACCCAGCAGCUGAUCCUGCAAUAGCCCAAUUGAAUCAACGUGUAGCCAUACGGAAAAUGCAAGGAGAAAACUUAAUCCCAAAUCAACCCCCACCGCCAGGAGUCUGUUUCGGAAUGCCACUCCCCACUGCUUUCCCACAAAUCAUCCCACUAGCCCAUUGCCCACAACCGGCCCGGAGCCAGCCGGUGGCUAUGUACAACGAUCACCGAGUCCCUGUGGUCGCCCCAUAUCCCCCUGGACCUUACACGCAUAACAUUGCCGUCCCUUACCCCCCACAUUUUCCUACUGGCUUCCCAUUCCACGGUUACGCAAUACCUCCCCACAAUGCAAUCAUCCCUCAGCCCCAAGGAUCAGGUAUGAUCCCAGGCCUGCCACAAUACGACGCUCAACAAGCCCCAGCCCUUUCUUACUCUAUUGAGGCCCCCCAAGCACCUCACCGACCACCAGACCUACCCGUCCAUAAUCCAAACUUAUGA
Messenger RNA from Gastrolobium bilobum, 639 nucleotides. RefSeq lists its product as uncharacterized. The record is from RefSeq and is a predicted model, not a curated record. Lineage: Eukaryota; Viridiplantae; Streptophyta; Magnoliopsida; Fabales; Fabaceae. The coding region runs from base 1 to 639 and encodes 212 amino acids. The transcript has a single exon.